AACGUCAGUACGCAUACGUCAUCGCUGGACAACUUGCGUGUUCGCUUGCAUUCCCAUCAACAAACAAGGCUGUUUGCAAUAUUUACUCAACAAUAUGAAGAAACUACUCGCUUUAGCCGUACUUUGUCUGCUUUUCAACAGUUUAACCGUGGCGAAAAAGUUCAAAGAAGGUGAGAAACCAUCAUGGGCGAAGAAAGACAUCCGCGAUUUCAACGAUGCCGACAUGGAACGCUUGCUAGAGCAAUGGGAGGAAGAUGACGAUCCACUCGAGCCGGACGAGCUGCCGGAACAUUUGCGCCCACCGCCCUCGAUCGAUAUGGGCAGCGUGGACGCGUCGAAUCCGGAAAACAUUCUCAAACUGUCGAAGAAGGGCCGCACGCUGAUGUCGUUCGUGUCCGUCAACGGCAAUCCGACGCGGGAGGAAACGGAGGACAUCACCAAGCUGUGGCAGACCAGCCUGUGGAACAACCACAUACAGGCGGAACGUUACCUGAUCGACGACAAUCGGGCCAUCUUCAUGUUCAAGGACGGGGCCCAGGCCUGGGAGGCGAAGGACUUCCUGGUCGAGCAGGACCGGUGCCUGCACGUGUCGAUCGAGAACAAAGAGUACAAGGGCAAGCACAACCGGGACGAGCUGUGAGCCGGAUGGGCUGUUUUCCCGGCUGGGAAAGUGCGACGGGGCGUGGCAACCAUGGCAUCUUGGUGGGGGUUUAAUCGAAAAUAAAAUGAACUCUACAAUGAA
Messenger RNA from Anopheles coluzzii, 742 nucleotides. RefSeq names its product LDLR chaperone boca (gene boca). The record is from RefSeq and is a predicted model, not a curated record. Gene Ontology annotation, biological process: protein folding. NCBI's taxonomy places the organism in Eukaryota, Metazoa, Arthropoda, Insecta, Diptera, Culicidae. The coding region runs from base 95 to 640 and encodes 181 amino acids. The transcript has 2 exons.